AUGCUCGGUCACACCUCCGGUGCUCCACAAACUAAUUUGAAAUCCUCCCCAGGAGAGGAUUUUGCCGGAAUUCCACUAGACGUACUUCGAAGCCGACUUCGAAAGCACAGAUCAUCUAUCAAAUUACGAGAUGAUCAGAUCGAGGCUCUUCUCAGAGAAGCCGACAAAAACGGUGACGAACGUAUUACGGUCGAGGAAUUCGAGGAAUUGGUCACUUCGACGAAAGCUCAGUCGUCACAAGUGAAGCGGGCUCUCUAUUUGAUAGCUGAUCAAGUGAUUACUCCUCAGCAACGGAUAGAAGUCCAUUCAUAUAUCGACGAAUACAGUUGCUAUCCUCCUCCGUUGUUCAUCCUCUUCAUAACACUUGUCGAGAUAGCAGUAUUCUUCCACUAUUACUAUACGGAGUCCAUACCGCCCAACGAGGAUAUUUUCACAUUCUGUGCCGGCUGCUACGUCGACAAUCACAUAGGCCCCCUACUAUUCGCCCCUAAAUUAAGAGCUCAAGUCUGGCGGUUUCUCACCUACGCCCUUCUUCAUGCUGGGUUGAACUGGGCUGAAAUGCCGUAUCGAUGGGUGCGGCUGACGCUGAUUUCCAUCUUUCUCACGUUUGACAUCGGAAGUGCCAUUAUUCCGUCGCAUUUGUUCAGACGAAUGCGAGACGGUAACUUCUUUCGUCUCACAUUCGGUCAACAUCGCAGGCACGGAUAUGCACCGGUUUUGUUUCGGUGUGGUCAUUCUCUACAAUAUUGUGGUAUGUAA
Molecule: messenger RNA, 759 nt
Organism: Ostertagia ostertagi
Lineage: Eukaryota; Metazoa; Nematoda; Chromadorea; Rhabditida; Trichostrongylidae
Source: the annotation of a GenBank genome assembly